AUGUCAAAUGUAAAUAAAGUUAAAAGAAGUAAAGGUUUAAAUGAAGAAUCAAGUGAACAGGGUCAAGCAAAAAAAUUAAAAAAUGAUACAGAUAAUAAUGGCAUAAAUAAUAGUAGUAAUAUUAGUAAUAAUAUUAAUAAUAACCCAAACAAUAACAAUAUUAAAAAAUCAUUUGAUCAAAAUUAUUAUGUCGAUUUAAUUGAAAGUGAAGAAGAUAUUGAAAAUAAAAUUAGAAUCAUAAAGACAAUAUUAUUGGUUUUUAGAAAUAGUAUUGGUAAUGAGCCGGAUAAAUGUGCAUAUUUAUCAUUAUUGGUUAUUGCAAAGAAGUCACCAAGUUUAUUUUCACACUUUGACUUAUUGGACCCACUUUUAUCACUUUUAAAAAAAGACCCAACUCAUGUACAGAAAAAGAACAAUCUAUUAUCUAUAUUGGCAUGCAAUUUAUUAAUGGCAGGUUAUGACUCUAUUUCCGAUUGGCCACAGUACCUAUUUUUUGCCUAUUUGGAUGAUGCAAUAGGGGACAGAUAUUGGGUUGAAGAUCCAUACUGUAAAAAUUUCGUAAAUAAUAUAACAAUGGUGUUUCCUCAAAAUAAACAACAGCAACUACAGCAAACAAAUAAUACAGCUUUAUCAACUACAACAUCUACAACCACAACUCCACCAACUGUAAAUAAACAACCUUUAGCUUUACAACAAAAAAUAAAAAACCCAACACCUUCUGCGACCAAUACAACACAAAAUAAUAAUGAUGAUCAGGAUUUAUUAGUAGUAGUUGAAGAGAUUGAUCAAUUAUUAACGUCAUCACCUUCAUCGAAUCAGUCACAGCCACCACAACAACCUAGAAAUAGAUUUUCCUAUUGUUAUAAUGAAAUCAUAAGAUAUAUUAUACAUUUAAUUAAACAAUAUAUAAUCUCACCAAAUCAAAGGGCUUUUAUUAAACUUUUAUCACUAACUGUUGGGUUCAAGGAAUCAAGAUUAGAGGGGUCACAGGUUAUUGAUUCAUUAUUAAAUAAUACAAAUGUUUUUAGAUUUUCAAAAGAAUAUCUCUCUCAACUUUUAAUGUAUACUACCGAAAACACACUAGAGGAUAUUAAAACUGUACAGAACCUUUUAAAGAUUCAAAUUUCGUCUCAUCAAUUCGACGUAGUUUCAUCACUCUUAGGAAAUAACUCUGCUUACCCAGCGAUAGCUCUACACCAAGCUAUAGAAAUGGAAAUGGAUGGCAAUCAAAAGGUUGUCACCAAAUCUAAACUUUCAACAAUUUUUAAAUAUUUUCCAGCAAACAGGGGCGAAGAGGAAUUAUCAGCAAUUUUAAAAGAUUAUGCUUCAAGAGAGGAUAGAAAUGUUAAAUUAGUAAUAAGGAAAAUAUUCAAGCACCUCUCUAGUAUAAAUUUAAUUUAUCUCUGCGAACAAUUAACAAAUAUAACAUCAUGGGAUGAACAGCAUUAUAUUAAACCAACAAAUUCAAAUAUAAAUAUUUUAACUGGUGAAAAAUGGAUUACAAAUAUGUAUCACUUACUAUCACAGCUAUUAUUUUUAUUACCAUCAUUCUAUGAAACCUCAAAAGAAUUAAAUCCUCGUAUAGCAGUCUCUUAUCUUCAAUCUUAUUGUGUUCAGUGGGUUGGUAAAUUAAUCCCAUUGUCAGAAUUAUCAUCAACCGAUGCAUUAUCAUUAAUUAAAAGGUUUUUGGUUUUUGAACCUUUGGGCUCCUAUUUUCAAGCUUCCAAUAAUGCAGCGGAUUCAGAUAGAAAUGCUUAUCGUAUUUUAACUACAGAGACACCAAUUCAAGAGGUUAUACUCGAGGUCAUUAUAAAUAUUGGUACAGAAUUUUCAAAUGAAAGAGGGGCUUGUUUAGAUCUUUGUGAGGGAUUACUAAAAAGAGCCAUGUCAACUGCAACCAAAGUUGGUAUUGCAUCAAAUAUUACAAAACCGUCAUUUGCAGAAUCCUUUAUUAAUUUUUCAAGAAUUGAAAACAGUGACCCACCAUUAGCAUAUACCCCAAUGUUUUGGCAAUCAAUGGUAUUAUCUUGUCUUUUAGUUUGUUUAUCCCCCUUUGUUAUCGGUACUUAUCUUUGGCCAAAUUGUCCAACUAUUAGAACUUUAAUUGAAAUGGUCAUAACUCGUUCCUGGAAAUUUCCACCAUAUAUACCAAAAGGUAUUCAAAACUCAAACAUUUUUGAAAUUAAUGAAAUGAACCAAAGAAUAGAAGAAAAAAAAAUAUUAUCAAAAUACCCACAAUUAAAUGGCAUCGAAUUUAUUUUAUUGGAUAUUAAAGGCCCAAUUAGACAACCACCUGACGAAAUUAUUGAAAAGUUACAAAAAUUAGAGAACGAAAAUCAUUUAGGUUUUGUAUUAUGUACCAGUAGACAACCGGAUUUCCUAUUAGAAAUUAUGAGCAAUCAAGAUUCAAAACAAUCAAUGGUAUGGUUAAAUCCUAUAAUACACAACGACCCAAAGACAUUGGAUAUUUUACCACCUAUUUGUAUUAGUGAAAUUUUAUUAUCAACCCAAUUCGAGUCACCAAAUGCAAAUAAUAAUAUAUCUCAAAGAGUACUAAGCAGAAUGACAUUAUUUUUCAACUCAUUGUCACCUGUCCCAACUUUAGAAAUUUUAAAUUUCUUUUUUACACUCUUACACUCUGAAAACCAAAUUGUUAGAUUGCUAUCUAAAAAGGCUUUGGCUUCUUUGGUACCUCCAUCACCAAAAUCAUCAUCAUCCACAUCGACAACCUCUGGGUCAAAUAUACCUCUACCACCAUCGACCCAUCAACAAUUGAAAUCAUCUUUAGAUAAAAUAAAAACCUCCCCAACAAAUAAUUUAUCUUCAUUGGGCGGUUCAAAUGGUAUUCAAAAAAAUACGGAUUCAAAUUUAUUUAUAACUGAAGAUUUUCAAUGGUUAAUAAAGUUAGGAAGCUUGCAGUGGUUUGAAGAAAGUCAAGAAAUAGUAAUUGCCGCUUUAAAGAAAGCAAUUUAUAUAGAGACUGAUAUCAACGCUAUUAAAUCAUAUCUUCAAUAUUUGGUUAAUAAUCAAAGUACACCAUACGAUGCAUCAUUUCCAAUCGAUUUGUCCUAUUUAAUACUUGACAGAGGCGUAACAGCAAAUUAUUUAAUGAAUAGUGAAAUAGCUAUUUUAAUAUUUUAUGUUUAUUUACAUUUACUCCAGCCAGAGCAACAAAAAGAACUAUCAUCUUAUUUAUCAUCACAUAGCGUAGUCAAUUCUCAACAAAAAUGGAUAGUGGCCAAAACCCAUUCAAGCUCAACAACUACAACAUCUGCUACAAACCCCAAAGAAAUUUAUAUACCAAGGGUAGUCUUGGACUCGGUUAUUUAUUGUUUAUCAACCUAUAAACUCAAUAACUCUAUUGAUCAAAAUUUUAAUCAACAGAUUGAAUCCAUUAUAAAUAUAUUAUUCCCAGUUUCAAAAACCAAUUCAAAAUUAGAGACAACUUUCCAUAACUUUAAAAACCAGAGUGUUGACGAACCAAUUUUAAGAAGUAAAGAGUUUGUUGAAAUUGUACUCCAAUCAAAUAUCCAACAGUUAAUUCAAGUUUCAUUCGAGUCUGAAUAUCUUUUGAAAUCGACAGAUUGUAUAAACUAUUUAUUCUCUCACAGUAUUUCAAAUAUUUCAAGGGAAAUGAUAUUGACUAAACUGGACAAUAGUAUAGAUGAAAUUAAAAAGCAAUAUAAUAGUAGUGGUAACCAUGAGGAUAUAAAAAAACAACUUUCUCAAUUGAAGUUAAAUCACAAUAACACAUUAACAAUAUUAAAAUUGUUUAUUAAAAAAUCAAAAAAUCAGAAGGGAAGUUUAUUUUUAAAUUUUAUAGAGUCAAUACAACAAAAUCAAAUCAUUAAAGAGAAAGCUAUUAAAAGGAAGCAAUCAAAUUUAAUAUUUAAUCAAUUUUUAGAUAACGAUGGUCCAGUUAAAGAGACAGAACCAAUGAAUAUAGAUAAUAUAUCAAUUAAAGAUCAACUAUUUAAUAAUACAUCAACAGCAAAUGAAUUAAUUAAUAUAACUAUACCAAUAAUUAAAGAAAAUAACAGUGAAAAAAUUGAAAGUUAUUUUAAAGAAAUACAAUCUUUCAAUUUUAAUAAUUUAGCCCCAAAUAAUGAAAUCAAUAUCUCACUUUUAAUUUCCAUAAUAAGAUUAUUAAAUAAUGAUUUAAUUAAGAAUUCCAAAAUAGUUGACAACCAAAAUAAUCAAAUACAAAAAUUAUUAGAUUCAUUAUCAAAUCAAAAAAUUAAUAAUAAUAAUGUAUUCAAACAAAAAGAUUUUUUAGAAUAUAUCUCAAAAAAAGCAUUAUUCAAAUUAUUACCAAUUACCCCCAUAAAUACACCAAUGAAGCAAAGUCCAAAGUUACAUUCAAAACCAUCAAAUGAAAAAGUAUUUGAUAUUUGCAAAGAAUGGAAUAUUUAUUCAAGUGACUCAAUUGAAGUUCCAAAAUUUAAGUUUAAUAGUAAAGAAAUUAUUUCAGAAUUGGAUAAAAUCAAAUAUCAAAAUUUGGUCAUAAAUGAAAUUAAUAGGUUGGGUUAUAUCUUUAAGAAUUUAGUGAGUUUAUUUAUAUUUAAUGAUCCACAGAGAUUAGAAGAGUUUAUUGGUAAAUUUUUCAGUAAAUUAUAUUCAAUGACCCAAAGAAACAAUAUUGAAUCAACUCAUUCAACUGAUGUCACAAUAGUUAUUUUCAACUCAUUAGUUUUAUUAUUAAACGAAAUUGGUUCAAAAAAAGAUUUAAAAUUAAAAACAUCAUUAGGUAUACUAUUGGAUUGGAUGGUAUUACUGGUACAGCAAUUCAUUUUAAAUAAUCAAGAAAAUCAUAAACAAAAUUUUAAUAGCCAAGAAACAAUGAAAAACCAUAAUAGUAAUAAUAUUAAUAAUAAUAUUAAUAUUAAAUUAAAUUUAGAUAAAAUUUAUUUCCUAUUAUUUGGUAAAGGUAGCUUUAAAUUUUCAACAUUUUUACACUCACAUUUUAUCCACAACUCAACAUGGAAAAAUUUAAAAAUAAUGAUGCAAUGGUUAUUCAAGGUUGGUAAUGAUUGUAAGAAUGGGGUAAAUCAAUUUAUUGAAAUUAAUUCUAGCCAUAAGAGAAUUGGCCUAGAUCCAUCAUUGGUAUUAAGUUUUAUUAAUGCUUAUCACCAACACCCAAGAUCUGGUGCUCCAUACUAUAGUGCCUCAAAUACCGCUACUACUGCCAUUUCGAAAAGUGUUACAAAUAUGACCACAAUAAUGGACUCUGUUGUUAUGCAUUACCUAAACCCAUCAACCAUUAGACUCCUUUCAGAUUAUAUUGUCGAUGAAAUGGAUAGUGUCAAAAUAUUAUCUCCAAGUAAAUUACAAAAUAGAAUGAAUCUAUUAAUUUCAUCUUCAAUGAUAUCCCGAGAUAAUUUAGUAUCACUUAUACUUCACCUUUCUAAUCAAUAUACCAAAUCUUCCUCAUCUGCAACUGUCAUUAAACAAAUUUAUUUUGCAUUUCCAUCAUUAUUAAAAUCAAUUAUUUCAAACUAUUCACCUUUCUUAAUUUUACCAUCAAACCAGACAAACCAACUAUUAUUAAAACAACAACCCCAACAAAAAAUUCAAAAGUCUGACCAACCACAACAAAAUCAAAAUAACAAUAUAAUACCUAAUGAUUUAAAGAGUCAAAUUCCAACUACCCAGUUAGAUAUAAUCUUUCAUCGUAUAAUUUUAAAGAUAUCAGAUGUUUCAAAUGAAAAUAGAAAUUCAGGAUUUAUAAUUAUUAGAAAGCUAGCACUUAUUCACCCAGAGCUUAUUUCGCUACACUUACCAUCAAUUCAUUCCUUAUUAUCAGGUAGAUCCGACACACCAUUAGAUCAAUUCCUUUCUAGAAACUAUCACCAUUUAUUCUACCAAAUAUUAGAUUUGUUGGAUAUCUUAAGACCGGUUGUUUUCAAUAGUCCAUCAUUAGAACCAAUACUUUGUGAAUACUUUACAUUGUUGUCAAGUAAUUGUAGCUCAAGAAUUUCAGACUUUGUUCCAAUGAUCUCAAAGCUUUGUGAUUUUAUAUUAAUCUUCAUUGAUCAUAAUCAAAAUAUUGAUCUUUUAAUUCAACAUAAAGAUAUUAUAAAGUCUUUAUCAAAUUUCUAUCCAAAUUUCCAACCAGUAUUAAAAAGAACAAAACCAAAUCAAUUAACCUCAACUCUAAACUCGUUAUAUUCAUUCGAUAUAAACUAUCAACAACCACAUCCACAUCAACAAUCAAAACCACAGAAACCAUCACAGAAACCAUCACAACAGCAACAACAACAAACAUCUCAGCAUAUUAUUAAUUGUAAAGAAUCAUAUCCAUUUAAAUAUAUUAAGAAUGAAAAAUAUUUAAAUGAGAACGAGAAAACUGCUCAACAAUUGGAUGAAAUUAUUAAAAUAACCCACAAUGUACCAAAUCAACUUAGUUUUUUAAAGAAUGAGCUAUUAUUAUUAAUUCAAUCCGAUUACUAUAAUAUCAGAAAUAUGGCCUAUUUUUUAAUUCAAAGAUAUUUACAAUAUUGCCCACAAGAAGUCGAAACCAUGAUUGGUGGGUAUUUAAACUGUUUCCAACAUUGGAAUCCAGACGUAAUAAAAGAUGCCAUUCAGCACUCUCAAGAUUUUUACUAUCUUUCAACAAAUGAUAGAUCAGAGUACCUUGUCGAACAAAUUUUAAUUUAUGGUGGUAAAGAUUCAAUUUCUGACAUUAAAAAAUUAGUUAACCCAUUCAGUAAAAUAUUUAAUUAAUAAAAAUAUAAAUAAUAAAUGUU
Messenger RNA from Dictyostelium purpureum, 6746 nucleotides. RefSeq lists its product as uncharacterized. Bases 1 to 6723 code for a protein of 2240 amino acids. Lineage: Eukaryota; Evosea; Eumycetozoa; Dictyosteliales; Dictyosteliaceae. The record is from RefSeq and is a predicted model, not a curated record. Gene Ontology annotation, biological process: U2 snRNA 3'-end processing. The transcript is spliced from 3 exons. Gene Ontology annotation, cellular component: integrator complex.